AGUUCAAAGUUGGACAGUUACGAGCAUGUUUUGAUGUGUUUGAUAUGCAGGAGUCUGUUUGAUGAUCAUGAUCAUCAGCCGAAAUUUUUACCGUGCCAUCACACAUUCUGUAAAGAUUGUUUGAGGGAGUUUGUUCGCCAGAUGGGCGAUGAGAUUGAAUGCCCAUCUUGCAGGAAA
Molecule: messenger RNA, 177 nt
Organism: Helobdella robusta
Lineage: Eukaryota; Metazoa; Annelida; Clitellata; Rhynchobdellida; Glossiphoniidae
Exons: 1
Source: RefSeq, a predicted model, not a curated record